Molecule: messenger RNA, 1692 nt
Organism: Cuscuta epithymum
Lineage: Eukaryota; Viridiplantae; Streptophyta; Magnoliopsida; Solanales; Convolvulaceae
Source: the annotation of a GenBank genome assembly
UACUGACUUACUGUUGUGCGAUUCUAGAUUAUUUUCUAAGAAUUAAUUUAAGAACACAAAACUAGCCGCUGCUAAUAUACUUAUAUACAUAUAUUUAAAAUACAAAAAAAGUAAUACCCUUUUUGGUAAUUAUACAUUCAAUCAGCCAAUUCAGCCAAAAUAUUACCAAACACUUUUACUUCAGAAAUUUCAGCCAUUUAAGCACUUUCAGCCCUUUCAGCCGUUGCAGCCAUUACCAAACAGGCCCUAAGACUAAUGUGUGCUGAAUUAGUUGUCCAUGGCCCGAAGUAUAUUAACUAACUCCCUAUAUAUGUAGAUGUAGAAAGCUAGCAAAUGAUUGGGCUUUCUCGUCAGUUCAUAUCACUGACCUGCUAUUGCCUUUCCUCUAGGGGGCACCUCUUCCGACAACGACCACGUACAUUGAAUAUAUGCAUUAUCCUCUCUGGCACUUAUUAUUAUUUUUAUUAUUAGUAAGUAAAUACUAACCACAGCACAAAAUCCGAUAGCCCAAAACCGGACGGCGAGCAAAUUAAAUAAGCUGAGGAGAUGAUGCGCAGCAUGGCAAGCUCCACCGCCCCUCCGAGAGGCAUCGCUGCCGUCGUCGGCGUUGGGCCAAAGCUCGGCCGCUCCAUCGCCCGCAAGUUCGUCCACGAAGGAUACACCGUCGCUAUUCUCGCUCGAGACUUAGGUGCUCUGUCGAGAUUUGCAGAUGAAAUCGCGAGAGAAGAGAAAGCGCAAGUGUUCGCCAUCCGUAUAGAUUGUUCGGAUACUCGGAGUAUACGAGAAGCUUUCGAAGGCGUUCUCUCUCUCGGAUUCGUAGAAGUUUUGGUCUACAAUGCAUACAAGACGGCACCGGCUGUUCAAUGCACAAAUUUCAUGGAUAUUAAGAUCGAAAACUUCGAAAAAUCCAUGGCCGUUUCCUCCGUCGGGGCGUUUCAUUGCGCUCAACAGGUAUUACCAGGAAUGGUGGAAAGAGGUAGAGGGACGAUUCUCUUCACAGGCUGCGCAGCUUCUCUUUCAGGGAUCGCCGGCUUUUCUGAAUUAUGUUGCGGAAAAUUCGCAUUGCGUGCCUUAUCGCAAUGCUUGGCGAGAGAGUUUCAACCGCUGGGUAUACACGUUGCGCACGUCAUCAUCGACGGAGUUGUCGGCGCACCACGAGGGCCAGCGGCAACGUCGUCUUCGGCUUUAUUAUCAUCAUUAUCGUGUUCGCAGCAGAAAUGGGGGGUCAGAGAAAUACAGCAGAAUGAAGGAGGCGAUGAUGGAUCAAUGGACCCAGACGAGUUGGCUCGCACGUACUGGCAUUUGCACAUCCAAGAUCGGUCCGCUUGGACCCAAGAGAUUGACCUCCGCCCUUUCAGAUCCACAUUCUAAAUAUAUUCUAAAAAAACAAAGCAAAUUUUAUGCAGAUUUAUUUGUCAUGUUCCCUCAUCAAUUAUUCCAAGUGAUCACGCAAGCUGUACUUUAUCGUUUUUUCUUUUUUCUUUGUUUUGAAUUUUUUCUUACACUCGUAUUUUUUAAAGUUCGACUCUUGUAUUUAAUGAAGAAAGAUUGUAAUAUAUUUUUCGAAAUAUACGAGUAAUUUUUGCACUUUGUUUGAACUAUUUGUCUCGUUGUAACGAAUUUGAUAUGGUUAUUUAUAUGGUAACAAAAAGCAAAAGAAUGGGUGCGUUACGUUUGGGCGGAAUUACUCUA